Molecule: messenger RNA, 492 nt
Organism: Ilex paraguariensis (yerba mate)
Lineage: Eukaryota; Viridiplantae; Streptophyta; Magnoliopsida; Aquifoliales; Aquifoliaceae
Source: the annotation of a GenBank genome assembly
AUGAAAAUGGGGCUCUCCAAGUUUUCAUUACACUUAGUACACUCUAUGAUCAUCUUAACCCUGGCUCAUCUCUCCCAAGCCCAAAACUCCCAGAAGGACUUCCUUGAUGCACACAAUAAGGCUAGGGCACAAGUCGGGGUCCGACCUCUAGUAUGGAACGACACAGUAUCGGCCUACGCUCAAAACUACGCUAACAAGAGGAUUGGUGAUUGCAACUUGGAGCAUUCAGAAGGGCCUUAUGGUGAGAACAUUGCAGAGGGAUAUGGCGAUUUAAAGGCAGCCGACGCAGUGAGCAUGUGGGUGGGGGAGAAGUCAUGCUAUGAUUACAGUUCUAAUUCAUGUGUUGGUGGAGAGUGCUUGCACUAUACUCAAGUUGUUUGGGCAGAUUCUGUUCAUCUUGGGUGUGCUAGGGUUCAAUGUCAUAAUGGGUGGGUGUUUGUGACUUGUAACUAUGAUCCUCCAGGGAAUUAUGAAGGACAACGCCCUUACUAA